This is a messenger RNA of Corylus avellana, 1364 nucleotides long. Lineage: Eukaryota; Viridiplantae; Streptophyta; Magnoliopsida; Fagales; Betulaceae. The record is from RefSeq and is a predicted model, not a curated record.
GCUCGCCCUUCUGCAAUUCCCGGCUCAAUUUUCUCCAGUAAAUUAGUACUCUUGCAACUUCGUCCAUGGCCUUCAUCGGAGAUUGUUCCUCUUCCUCCUCUUCCGUCACCCGUCAAUGGGCUCACGAUGUGUUCUUGAGCUUUAGAGGGAAAGAUACUCGAAACAAUUUUACUGCCCAUUUAUUUGCUGCUUUGGAUCAAAAGGGAAUCAACACCUACAUAGAUAAUGCCCUCGAAAGAGGAGAGAACAUUUCACCGGCACUUCUCAAAGCUAUUGAAGAGUCAAAAAUUUCAGUCAUUGUACUCUCUCAAAACUAUGCAUCUUCCUCAUGGUGCUUGGAUGAACUUGCAACGAUCCUUGAGUGUAAGGAAACAAAGGGACAAAUUGUUCUACCGGUGUUUUACAAGGUAGAUCCAUCAGAAGUGCGAUAUCAAAAAAAUAGUUUUGGAGAAGCAUUUGUCAAACAUGAAGAAAGAUUCAAAGAUGAUCAAAUGAAGGUGCAAAGGUGGAAGACAGCCCUAACACAAGUGGCCAAUUUGUGUGGGUGCGAUUUAGGGACAAGGAAUGAGCAUGACUUUAUUCAAGAAAUCAUUGAACAUGUGAAUUCAAUAUUAGUGAAAGAAACAUGCUUUCAAGUUUCCAAGUAUCCAGUUGGGAUAGAGUCUCGUGUACAAGAUGUGAUGUUGCUUUUAGAUCUAAAGAAGAAAGACAGUACAUGCAUGGUAGGAAUCAUCGGAAUUGGUGGAAUUGGUAAGACAACUCUAGCCAAAGCCAUCUACAACUCGAUUGCUUCUCAGUUUAAAGGUAGAUGUUUUCUUGAAAACGUUAGAGAAACUUCCAAGCAAAAGGGUUUGAACCAUGUACAAAAUGAACUUUUAUCAAAUAUCUUAGGAGGUUCAAGUCAAAUGGUUGGCAUUGUUGAUCAAGGAGUUACUUUGAUAGAGAAGAGGCUUCAACUAAAAAGGAUACUUUUAGUUCUUGAUGAUGUGGAUGAGUUAGUCCAACUAGAAAAGUUAGCUGGAAAGCCUGAUUGGUUUGGCUUAGGAAGUAGAAUCAUCGUAACAACAAGAAAUAAACAUUUACUUUGUGCAUAUGAUGGAGUUGUAUCAAUUUACCCUAUGAAAGGGUUGGGUCACUAUGAAGCUCUUCGGCUUUUUAGUUGGCAUGCCUUCAAAAGUGACAAACCUAAUGAUGGUUAUGUUAAUGUCACAAAAGAUGCAAUACGUUAUUGUGGAGGUUUGCCACUAGCUUUAACAGUGCUAGGCUCUGCUCUAAGAGGUAGAGACGACAUACUUCAUUGCAGAAAAAAUUGGACGAGUACAGAGGAAUUCCUAACCAUGAUAUCCAAAAAAUACUUAGAAUAA